Messenger RNA from Parathielavia appendiculata, 1445 nucleotides. RefSeq lists its product as uncharacterized. Lineage: Eukaryota; Fungi; Ascomycota; Sordariomycetes; Sordariales; Chaetomiaceae. The transcript is spliced from 2 exons. The record is from RefSeq and is a predicted model, not a curated record. The coding region runs from base 94 to 1143 and encodes 349 amino acids.
CAACUCUUGCGUUUCCGAAAUUUCGGAGCUUGCCGCAGCUCAAUCAAAUGCAUCAAUGCACCUCCUGAUGCCAUCAUUUUGACAACCAGAUGAAUGCCGUCGUUCUUCGUCCCAGCCCGCUCUUCGCGGCACCGCACAGCAUGCUUUGCCCUGUACCGCUCCCUCCUCCGCCAAGGCCUGCGCGUGCCCCUACCAGAUGACCUCAUCACGAACUCCCCGCUGGGUCCAGCCAACCCGAUCCGAACCCUCAUCCGCAACGGCUUCCGCCGCAACAAACGCGACACAUCCCACCGCCUGGUCAUAUCGGCCCUCAAAAACGGCUACCGCUUCCUGACCCUCCUCUCCCGCGCUGCCGACGCAUCCACUCCAGAGCACGCAUCCGUGCUGACCUUUCUCCGCGAGAACCAGGCCCGCGUGGUGGCGGUCAAGGCCAAGCGCGAAGCCGAAGCAGCCUCGCGCAUCUCGACCGCCCCGAUCGAGGGCCGCACGCCGCUCAUUAAGAAAAUCUCGGCCGAGGGCGAGCCGCCCGUCUAUGCCCCCACGGGGCCGCCGCGCCCGCUGUCGAGUUUUAGGUCCGGCGUGCGCAAGCCGCCCACCCUGGCCGCGACGAUGGGGGUGCCGUUCCUGAGGCUCAAAAAGCCGCAGCCGAGAUUUCUGGAGAGGGUGCUGAGGCAAAAGUCGCAGCGGCGGUGGCGGCGGAUCGAGAAGAUUAUGGAGAUGAUGUGGGAGGGGUUGGAGGAGGCUGGGGUGGAGGACGCGUGGGACCGGAUGAUGGAGCGGUUGCUGGCUGAGAAGAGGAGGGCGGAGAGGAAGAAGGGAUUGGAGAGCAAGGGGGCGGCGGAUGAGGGGUCGUACAAGCAGACUUUGCAGGAGGCGCUCACGUACUCGAUGGAUGUCACGGAGAGGGAGAGGCAGGAUCUGGUUGCCCGGGCCAAAGCGAUGUGGCAGAUUGUGCUGGCUGAGCAGGAGAUGGCGCUGCUGGAGGAGAGGGAGAGGCUGGUGAGGGAAGGGAGAGAAGGGGAGGAACCUCAAUUGAGGGUGUGGAAAAGGCCGGUUUACGCACGGAAUCGCAAAGGAAGGAAACAAGGAGACGAGGGAACAUCCGGAGAAUUGCGAGGGCCCAAGACUGUGCAACAGACUUGAUGGCUCGGAGUAUAGCAAUACACCCGCCAGGUGCCCCGGACGCCGAUGGGCCUUCCAUUCGUUGAGUGUGUUGCCGUAACAUGGGAAAGGGCCGCUAACAGGGGGGUUGAGCCGUGCAACAUCCGCAACGAUACGGCUUUCAUAGGGCUGUCCCAAUGAGCAGAAACAGCUAACACAACCUCGUCCUUGUCGCUGCGCAAUGAAUGUAGGGAAGGGUGUCUGCGGCUUACGAUAAUGACUGGCGGAUGUCUCCUUCGCGAUGUGAUGUGGAUAUUGAAGCGUGCAAUUAUCAAGUUACUGUC